Messenger RNA from Pediculus humanus corporis (human body louse), 8952 nucleotides. Its product is annotated as lysosomal trafficking regulator, putative. Gene Ontology annotation, molecular function: protein kinase binding. The record is from RefSeq and is a predicted model, not a curated record. Gene Ontology annotation, cellular component: membrane; cytosol. Gene Ontology annotation, biological process: intracellular protein localization. NCBI's taxonomy places the organism in Eukaryota, Metazoa, Arthropoda, Insecta, Psocodea, Pediculidae. Bases 1 to 8952 code for a protein of 2983 amino acids. The transcript is spliced from 24 exons.
AUGUGUUGCAGAGCCAAGUUAGUCCUUAUGAGACAAUCAUCUUUUUCUUGUCUAAAAAGUGUAAAAUUUGCAAUGGAAAAUUUAUGUUCUAUUCAAUUCGGUUCUUUAUAUACUCCAGUGUUGAACUAUCAAGAAAUUACACAUUUAAGAUUAGGUUUAACGCAAUUGUUAAUUAAAUCAUUAGAAACGGCACUGACUUGUACGGAAACAACAACAAAUGUUUUGGUCAUAGGAACUUUGCCCAUGAUGUUGAAAGUAUUGGAGGAUUCAGAGAGUUUAAAUGAAUGUUUUGAAAAUAGAAAACACCAUCAGAUAAUAUUUGAAUUAAUUAGAAGUGUUAUUAACUUUCUAUUUAGUCUUUUAAUGCAAAGUUUUGAAAAAGAAAGAGUCAACCAAUUUUUAGAGCUAUUCAAAAUAUUUAUCGAAAGUCACAAUGGGAAAUUGAUUGAGAAAACAGUUGUUGCAUUAAUUAAAAGUAACAAUAUUAUAAAAGCAAAGAAAGUUAUUGAAAUGAUUGGUCAUUUGAUUUCUGCUCUUAAAAGAAUGAGAAAAGAAAUUUUAAGUCCCGAACCAUUUAAAAAGCAAAAACAUAAAAAAUAUAAAAAUGAAAAAACUCUUUAUCACCAUCAGGAUUUAUUUGGCAUCGUUUUUACCGCUCCUGCUGUUGGAUCGAACCACCCACAAAAUUGUUGCAUUUCUAGUUUAUUUUUGAUAAUUCUAGAAUUAAUUAAAUUACCAUCUCAGAAAUUAAAAAUACUAGUUUUUCAUUUGCUGGAAAAUACUUUAUACUUAGAAUUGGGAUAUUAUUCGGUUCCUCAAAAUAAAAAACUAACUUGUUUGAUUUGUUUCAAACGUUCUUUAGAAGAAAAAAAAUCAAUUUUAGAAAAUAAGAACAAAAAUCAAAAUAGCGCAUCACCUAAAUUUUAUCAAAGUCCCAACACAAACAGCGAAAACUAUUUUUUUGAACUUUACAAUGAAACAAAUAAAAAUCCGUCGACUAAAUUAGAAUUGUUUCAAAGUUUGUUGUUAUCAAACGAAAUUCGAAUAGUUCAAGGUGUCUCGAAUCAUCUUUUAAAAUUAUUUUUAAUAAGCAAAGAUGAAUUUUUUGUUAGAAAAGAUGAAAUUUCAUCGUUUAGAAUUUUAUCCAGUUUGUCAAUGUUCUCGUUGCUUGUAAAUGACGUGUUGUUUGCUCGAAAAUUUAUUGAUCAAAAUGGAUUAAAUCACGUAUUGGAAUUAGUAACGGUACGUUCUUUUACAAAAAGCUGUUGUGCUGUAUUUGAAAAAACAAUUCUACAUAUUGUCACGAUACCAAAUAUCACAGUCGAGUAUUUAUCACCACUUGCAUCUUUACGUAAUAUUGUUAAUUCUGCUAACACCGUUCUACUAAAUUACUUCAAUGAUUUAAAAGAAUCUCACGGAAUGAACGUAUUGAAUGCUUCUCUAACACAAAAAAAAAGAAAAAAAAAACAAGAAAAUAUUCAACAAAUAAUUGAUAUUUUAGAAAAUGUAUCUACAUAUUGGAAAACUUAUUCAAAUUUAUCAAUGUACAGUUUAACGUUACGAAAAUAUUUUUCACAAGAAAAUAUUUUAAUGGAUUGCAACAAGUUAUUAAAAAUUAGUUUAUUAUCAAUAGCAAAUACAUUUGAUUCAGAUCAAAAUUUAUUAAUGGAUAGAAAAAAACGAUUAGAAAUUUUUUUGUUUAUAAGAUUAAUUGAAUCGUUACUGACUUUUGUUUUAUCCAUUUCUCACGAAGAAAACAAAAAAAAAGAAACGGAAUCAAUUAUAGACGGACUCUCAGAAUUUUUAUUGAUAAAUAAUUUACAACAUUUUCAUGUUCGUACAAUGGCGGAAGUUUUAAUAAAAUGUUCGUUAAGUCAACCAAAUCGAUUAUUUUUGAAUUCAUCAUCUUAUAAAAAUACGAAGGAUAUUCUGGAUGUCGAAGAUGAUGAAAAAAUUUUUACUGAUUCUGAAUCACUGGAUGAGUAUUAUGUAACUGCUGACGAGGGAUAUGAAGCAGAUGUUGAAAUUCGGGAAAAUUUUUCAAAUUCAGAUGAUUUAACAAAUUCAAACUCAUGCUAUCAAACUUUCGACUCAUCAACGCAAUCGACAAUUAAAGAUUCAAUCUUUGAAAAACACGAUCAAAAAAAUGGAUGUCUUAUAAUAUUUCCAAAAUUGACUUUACUCGCAAUCGACAUCCUGAUAAAAUCCUUCCAACAAAUGUUAACAAUCGAUAAUAAUUCUUUGGAAAAAAUUAAAAAUACAGAAUUGAAUUCCAGCGAAACAGUUUGGAAAAAAAUCGUCAAUAACAAUGAAAUGUUUAAGGAUUCCUCGAUAUUUUCCGAAGAUAAUUACGAUAUGUUGGAAAAAAUUUACGAAACAAACAAUUUAUUUGGAAAGGCCAAGUGUGAUUUUCAAGAGGUUAAAAAAAAGGAAAAAAAUUAUGAAAAAAAAUGUUUAACAAAUCUAAUACUUGUUUUACAAAGAUUAACUCAAUUGUGUAAAAAUCAACCGAAAAAUUGCGGGAUUUUAUGCGAAAAUAAUACAAUAUUAAAACUUCUCUACGGUUUUGAAUUAUGUUUUAUGGAUAACAAAAAUGAAUUAUCUGAGCUUCAAACAGCAAUUUUGGAAUUAGUUACUAUCUUGGGAAGACAUUCGUUUACACCCGAAGAUUUAUUUAUUUAUUUCAGCAUGAUAUCCAGUUGGAGUUUGUUUGCAAUUUCACUUUCAAUCGGCCCGGAGUUAAAUUGGUCAGUAUGGAAUCAGGGAUUCUCAUUGUCUUUGUGGCUCAAAAUUGAAAAAAAAUCAAUUAAUGGUGGUUAUCACAAUAAUUUCAAAUCGAAAACUACUGAAAAAACGAGUGUAAAAGUUUUCAAAGCAGAAUCUUUGGGAUCUGUGUGCAGUACAGCAGGAUUAUCAGGAUUAUCCGAUUUUUGUUCAAAUGAUUUUUUUCAGUUUUCACCUUCCUCAAUUUCUCCACAAGAAUUGUUGCAUAUUUUCUCCAUCGGAAAUGAUAGUUUAACAUUGGAAUGCUGGAGUGUACCCGAUUUGGAAUUAUUGAUUUGGAGAUUGACUAAAUUAGACGAUCAAAAAAAAUAUAAAAUAUUGUCGGAAAAUUAUACAAAUCGUUGUUUGCCACUUUUUAUCUGGAAUCAUUUGGCACUCAAUAUAAAAGCAUCAUUUUCAAAAAAAAAAAAUGUCGUUGACGUUACAUUAAUUAUUAAUGGAGGAAACGAAAUAGUUGUUUCUUUAUCACACACGGGUCCAUCGCUGAAAAAAAAUCAUCCUUUUUCGACAGUGUUACUAGGAAUGGAAAGUAAUUAUACUCAAGGAGUUUUUUCAUUCGGAUCUUUAAUGUUGUUUACUUGUCCAGUUUUCACAAGGGAAACCGCCGUUUAUUUCUUAGGUUUGGGACCGAAUUGUGCCAACUUAACUGACUGCAUAAUAAGCCGGCGAGGAUUAAAUUUAACUUCAAUAUUUUCUGCAAAAUCCCUCAUUAGUGAUAUUAAUUGGGAUGAAGUUUUAAAUUCAAAUCAAGAUGUAAUAAAAAAAGCUCAAAGUCAUUUACUCUUAGUGUACUCAGCUUACAAUCCGAAAAUUUUCACCGUGUAUUCACAGGUUGGAGAUAAUAGUUCUUCUUUAUUAUUAUCGGGAUUUCGUUUGAAAUCAUCGGAAAAGAAAGAAAAUCAAAGAAUGGCCAUAUCGCUUUUAUCAAAUAUAAAUGUUCCAAUCGAUAUUCAUAAACAUCAAGGAUUUGUUCCAUCCGCUUUUAUUCAAGGAGGAUCAGCUUCAUUUAUGUUUUUAUUAGGCAGAGCUGUCGAAAUAACGAAUGAUCCUGAAGUACAAUCAAAAUUUUUAUUUUUAUUACUAAAGUUUGUUCAAACUGAUUGCGAUUUGUUCACACAAUUUAUUAAUAAUAAGCAUCAUUACAUGUUACAUAAAAUUUUUUCUGCUUCAAAAUCUUUGUCUGGACUUCACAUCUUAAAAACCAUAAUGGAAGCCGGUUGUGAUAAACCAAUUAUCGAUAAUCACGAUGGAGGCUUUCACAUAAUUAAUAACAUGGAUUCAAUUAUCGUUAAUUCUUUUCUAAUAGCUUCUAUAUUAAGUUCCUGGAAGGAUUUAAGUUCUAAAUUACAAGAAAAUGAAGUUCUCGAAUUAUUUUUAUCAGCUUUAUUAGCACUUACUAGAGAUGAUCACCCAUACAGAGAAUUUAAUGUCGCGCAAUUGAAUCGGGUGAAAUUAAUACAGUGCCUUCUUUCUUUUUGCAAAGCGUGCAUUUCUUUUGUUGAAUUGAUAAAAUCACUAUUGGGAGCACCUCCAGAGCUUUCUCACGUAAUGGCUUUAAUGGAUUGUUUAAUUUUAUUACAUCCAGUCGAUUCUACUUACAUAACAAACGACAAAACCUCUUUUUAUUUUCUUAUUUCUUUCAAUCAAACUUAUGGGAGGAACUCAGAAAAUCCUAUAAAUAAUGAAAAAAGAGAGGAAGAUAUAAGUAAUAUUUUAAAAUAUGAUCUUCAUCGACUGUUAAAUAGAGAACUAUCCAAUUUUGAUUUGAAUAAGACAAAAAAAUUAGAAAAUAGAAAUCCCGCAAAAAUAAUUUUUCCAAAUAUGUUAAAUUGUUCUCCGUCGGAAUCAAAGGAAGAAAAAAAUAACCAUCAAAUUUCUGAAUCAACGUGUACUAUUGUCGAGGGUCUCCUUUUACUAUUGAGAAAUACAAUAUUAGUGUUACCCGACAGUAUGGCACAACAUGUUUUAAAUUAUGUUGUAAAACCGGAAAUUCUUUUAGUUAUGGCAAAUCAUCAAAAUGAAAAAAUUCGAUCGGCUGUCGUGAAAGUUUUUUCAUCAUAUUUUGAAAGAUCUCUCGACGAAAAUGUAUCCAGAUUUAUAAAGCAAAGAGGGUUUUAUCAUUUGGCCAACCAAAUAUCUCUGUUUCCAGCAUCUCAAGAAUUAGCUGAAAAUUGCUUACACCUUUUGGCUCAACGUUACAUUUCUCUGGAUCAGCCCGUAAUUAUUUCAAAAUGCGAAUUGAAAAUGUUCAGAAUGAAUUUUUUACCUCCACUUUUGGCACUCAUUCCUCGAAGUGUACACAAUCCAACAUUGACUCAAAAUCUCAUUAGUAUUAUUCAACAAUUAUUCAAUAAGGAUAAUGAAACGUCUGCUUUUCUAUUAGAAAUUGGAUUAUUGGAAAUUAUUAUAAAGACUUUGGUUUGCUCAGCUCAUUUUGAUUGUAUCAACGGUAGACAAAAUAUUCUUACUUCGAAUUUGUUUCAUUUUUUUGCAUAUAUAAUAAACCAAAGUUUAAUUACUUCCGGAAUGACAUUUUUGCAGAUUUUUUCAGAUGUUCGAUUCCAAUUAAACUACGCAUUAUGUGUGGAAAAAAAAAAGUGUGGACCACAAUCAUUGUGUGUAAAAAUAAUUCGAGACACUUGGUGUAAAAUACUUGAAAAAACUAUAGAAACUUUAAGAAAUUUAAUUGGCUCCCUGCAACUUUUCAAAAAAUCGAGGCCUUCUAAUUUUUCAGUGUGGAUCGGUAAUACGAAUGAUUCUUCCGGAUCGGAGCUGGAACAAAAUUCAAGUUCAAUUAAUAAUUCGAGUAAAAUAUUAUCUUCUUCCCAUGGUUCCGUGAGAGAAAUAUCAAAAAACGAAUUAAGCGAACGAUUUAGAAUUCUUAUUGAAAGUUCUAUAGAAUUUUUAAUUUUUUCGAGUAGGCUAUCAAUUGUCUUAUCUGACAUCGAAUUAAGUUUUUUAUACCAUUUAUUACCAAUGUUAUUGCAAAUAUUAUCUUGUUCGGAAAGGCAAACUCAAAUCCGCUGUCGAAUGUAUCACGAAAUAUAUCAUGCAAUUGGAGAAACUCUUAAAACUGAAGCUUUCGAACUAAUACUUUGGCUUUUGUCACCGCAGCAAGCAUUAAAAAUUAGAAUGUUUGCUUUAACAACUUUAAUUUCUCAGCCAUCUUGUAAGAACCUCAUAUCCGUAUUAUUACAAACAUCCGGACAAGCAGAAUUGAAAUUCACCGUUUUCAUUUGGGAUUUAAUGCAUAAAAGCGAUUUAUUAAGUGGAGAUGUUAAAAAUUGCCAGCAAAUAAUUGAAUGGAUGAGAGAAAGAGGAGUUAUUUCACCGCAUUUGAUCGAAAGCAGCGAAAAUUUUUGGAAAGAAAGUUGUAACUCGUUAUUAAGCGAAAAUACAAAACGUGGAUUAUUGUGGGAAAAACAAAUUAAAAUGAAGGCUUAUAAAUGCAUGGGAAAACAUAAUUUUUUAGUUAGGUCUUUGAUUCAAGAUGCGGAUACCAUGACUCGAACGGUGGUCGAUUUUCAAAACGUUGUAAGGAAAUCAUUCAUUGAAGAGAUAAAACAUUAUUGCAUAGAUAAUGUUAAUGUAAUAUUAAAAUGGAAAAAAUUAAUCGAAAGGUUGUCUCAUGAAAAAGCCGUGUGGCAUUUUCCAAAAUCUUAUCCCGCAUUUUGGCAAUUGGAUCCGACCGAGGGACCGUCAAGAGUUAGAAAACGGUUAAUGAGAUGUCAUUUAAAAUUAGAUGAAAAAUAUUUAUUACCUGCGGAACGACAUAAAUUGAGUUACGAAAAAUUUUCACAACCGCUAGAAUUUUUAUUUAAAGAACAGGCAAAAAAUUAUCAAUCAAUGGUUUUAAUCGAAAGGCUUCACUGUAACGAAAAAAUUAAAAAUAUGUUUUCGGCAAACAUUAUAACUCCUGCCAUUGAAAUUUCGGGAGAACUCCUUAUCGGUGAAACAUGUAUUUACUUUGUACCCGAUAACGAUCAUAAAUUUCAAACGAUUAAUGUUCUCAACACGGUUUGGCCAUUUGAAGACAUCACAGAAAUUCAUAGUCGACGAUAUGAAUUGCAGGAAAGGGGUAUCGAAAUAUUUCUUCAAAACGGUAACACUUAUUUCAUAGCUCUUAAAACAUCAAAAGAGAGAAACACUUUUUUAGAUGUUAUCUCAACUUGUGAUCUUCCUAACAAAGUGAUCGGAGAUAAUUUGAGCGAAACAAUGCAAAUGUGGAGGGAAGGUCUGAUAACGAAUUGGGAAUAUCUUACUUUUUUAAAUAAGAUCGCCGGAAGAACAUAUAAUGAUCUCAUGCAAUAUCCCGUGUAUCCAUUCGUACUUUCUGAUUACACAAGUUCAACCCUCGAUCUCAAUCAAAAGAAUAUAUACAGAGCUUUAGAAAAACCGAUGGCAGUGCAAGAAAAAAAAAACGAAUUGCAUUACGUAAACAACUACAAUGAGCUUCUUGGAGGAGUGAAACAGGCAACUUUAAACAAGGAACCUUAUCAUUACGGCUCUCAUUAUUCAAAUUCUGGCACGGUCUUACAUUUUCUCGUCAGGCUCCCUCCUUUUACGAAAAUGUUACUGCAUUACCAAGAUCGUAAUUUCGACCUCCCAGACAGAACGUUUCACUCCUUGCACACGACAUGGCGAUUGGCCAGUUCGGAAUCGACAACGGAUGUGAAAGAAUUGACUCCAGAAUUUUUUUUUCUCCCUGAAUUUUUAAUUAAUUCUCAGGGGUUCAAUUUUGGUAUUAGGCAAAACGGGGAAGUCGUAAAUAACGUUUUCCUUCCUCCGUGGUGCAAAGGAGAUCCGAGAAAAUUUAUUUUAAUUCAUAGACAAGCUUUAGAAUCAAAUUACGUUACGGAAAAUCUUCCGCGGUGGAUUGAUCUCGUUUUCGGUUUUAAACAGACCGGAAAAGCAGCCGUUGAUGCAAUAAAUGUUUUCCAUCCGGCAACUUAUUCGGGUUUCGAUUUAGAAGCAAUAACUGAUCCCGUGGAACGCAUAGCAUGGGAAACCAUGGUGAAAACCUACGGUCAAACACCCAAACAACUUUUCAAAACUCCACAUCCAAUGCCCAUUCGUAGUUUACAAAAUUCAGAUUCGAUCUCGCAUUUAUCAUUGCCACAUUUAACUAAUGCGUAUUCUUACGGAUAUAAUUAUAAAGAAGUCAAAGGCUUAAAAUGGGGAUAUUUUCCAGGAUCUCCCAACGAAUCCGAGCCUGUGAUAUUAUUUAGACAACCGAGUAAUACUAAGGAAAUAAUAUCUUAUCUCGCGCCUCUUCCAACAAAUGAUAUUAUUGGAAUUCCAGAUAACACAACAUGCCUUUUACAUCUCAGUAAGAAUAAAGAAGGUUGGAAUUUUAACGGAUGCAGAAUUGCUUUAAUUUCUUGGGGAUACUCCGAUGGCAUUAUAAGAAUAAAAUUAAAAAAUGAAUCACCCAUGCUACCAUUGUAUACAAUUUCUCUAUUGGAUCCUGUGACCAUAUGCGCGAGCGAAUUAGGAUGCAAUAAUUUAUGGAUGGGACAUUCAUCAGGCAAUAUAACAGUUUACAAAUUUAAAUUUGCAAGUGAUCAAGAUCACGUGAAGUUUGAUGACCUUCCGAUAGCGUUACAAGGUCAUAAGAAAUCAGUUACACACAUAGCUAUUUCUAGAGCAUAUAGUCUAGUUGCAACAUCUGGUUUGGAUGGAAUUAUAAUAAUAUGGGAUUUAAAUCAAAUUUCUUAUGUUAGAAGUAUAGAUUUAAGUCAAGGGAUAGUUAAUAUGGCAGUAAUAAGUAAUACCUUAGGAGAUAUUGCAGCUGUUGUCGAGUCCAAUAAAAACUCACAUGCAAACAUGUUAUAUUUAUUCACUGUAAAUGGAAAUUUUGUCAAUUCGACAACAGUCAAAGAAUCAAUUUCUUGUGUUUGUUUUUCAUCAUCACCAGAGGGUACUUCAAUCAAUGUCAUAGCUUGCGGACUCAAAAAUGGUGUUAUUAGAAUAUUUAGUACCUGGGAUUUAACAAAACUUUGUGAUAUAUUUAUUCCUUCAAUGACUCAACCAAUAACAUGUGUGACCUAUUCCUAUGAUUCUCAAUUUUUAAUUGCCAGUUUUAAUGAUGGCUCUGUGGUCCUUUGGCAAAGUACAAAUAAUAAAUCUAAAUUAAAAAUUUCCAAACUUUUGAAUUUGAAGUUAUGA